Molecule: messenger RNA, 605 nt
Organism: Acyrthosiphon pisum (pea aphid)
Lineage: Eukaryota; Metazoa; Arthropoda; Insecta; Hemiptera; Aphididae
Exons: 5
Coding region: 6-605 (199 amino acids)
Source: RefSeq, a predicted model, not a curated record
AACUUAUGGCAACACUUCAUUCAAAGAAAAACUAUGUGAUUCAUUAUCGGAACCUGCAGCAGGCCAUUAAAAAUGGACUCGUUGUGGAAAAAGUUCACAGAGUUAUUCAGUUUAAUCAGUCAGACUGGCUUAAGAAAUACAUAGAAUUAAACACCGAGAUGCGAAAAAAAGCUAGAAAUGACUUCGAAAAGGACUUUUUCAAACUUUUAAACAACGCUGUUUUCGGGAAGACGAUGGAAUCUUUAAGACGUCGUAUUAAAAUGGAGAUUGUUUGCAGUGUAAAACGUUUACAAAAACUUAUAAAUCUUACAACAUUCAAACACUGUACUACGUACGACGAGACUCUCAAUGCGGUGUCAUUGGAAAAUAAAAUUAUCAAGUUUUGCAAGCCUAUUUAUAUAGGUUUUGCAGUGUUGGAAAUUUUUAAGACCCUCAUGUACGAUUAUCAUUAUAACGUUAUGCAAGCCCAUUAUGGGGAUAAAAUUAACCUCAUGUAUACAGAUACAGAUUCACUGGUAUACUACAUCCAAACUAACGUGUGGUAUAUACUCCAUAAGAUCUUGUUUUUUCUGCUCCCCUUUGACGUAAAUGCAUCUGAAUUUUAA